Prorocentrum cordatum is the source of this 1974-nucleotide messenger RNA. The record is from the annotation of a GenBank genome assembly. Lineage: Eukaryota; Dinophyceae; Prorocentrales; Prorocentraceae.
GGAAGAACUGCGAUUUCGCUUCCAUGCGCCCUGCUCUCCUCCUCUUUGACAUUCGAGAUAAAACAAGGAAUGCUGCCAAGUGCUGCCGCCUCUUUCCAAGGCACCGCUGGCGGCAAGUCUUACCCAGCCAAGAAUGAAGUGAAGCCUCCACCAGCUUCGACUUACAAGAGGACGACGCCGAGGCUUUCCUGAUUGCUUUGGGGGACCAGGACCUGGCAGAACAUGAGUUGAUGAUCGCACUCGCCGCGGUGAUAGAAGGCAAGCUGGGUCGGAAGAGGCGUAAGACGCGGGCCGAGGCUCGAAUUAUGCUAGCCAACGGACAAGUCGGCAGGGACGAUUUCGACCCACGUUUGGCCAAAUGGCACAGAUGCAAUCGUAUUUCACGAAUGGAUCCGCGCUAACGAUCUUGAUGUACGAAUUGUGGUGAGCGUGGACGCUGGGCGGAGUCGCAGCGUAAGCCGUUCAAGUCCAAAGCCGAUACAUUAGCAUAAUAAGCUUAGACACCUAAGGAUCAAGGAGGCGCCAAUACAUGGCAUUUCGAACACGACCUGGGCUCUGACGGCCUCAGGGAUUAUGCAUCUCCGUGACGGUUGCCGUGUGGCCCGGCAUCAUCCAAGGCUGGAAGGACCCGGAGGCUUCUCUGAACUCGAGGAAUUUGAUGGACUGCGCUCUCGUGGACACUGCCGUGGGUCAAGCAUUUCUCGGACGCGAGGGCCUGAACAUUCUCAUUCGCGCUUUUGAGAAACGAAGGUGUCGCAUUCAUUUCGAGAUGGGCGAAAUCAAAUGCAUGGCGGCCUCGGGCACUGGGGGAAAGGUGACUCCCGCGGAGCGCGUCUGGGUCCGAGGGUCUCUCGCAGGCUGCGGCUUUGAGGAGUUCUUCAUCCCGGAGACGUGCCCCCGCUGCUGCUGGCGAAGCUCCCCGAGGAGAUCGGCUCGAGGAUGGACCUCCGGGAGAAAGCCCUCACCGUCAACGACGGCGGCAGCGGGGCGUGCUCGAGGACGACGCGAUCCUUCCUUCGCCAUCUUUCUCGCUAUCGGCCCGUCUCGCUGAUCCGGCGCGAUGCCGAGGACUUCAAGGUCGACCCCGACGAUGAGCCAGCUUUACAGGGAGCGCAUGUCGAUAGUCCGACCGGACGGGGCGGGUCUUGGCAGUGCCAGGGCCACCACGACUGGGGCAGGAGUCAGCAUGGUAGUUAGGUCAGUCCCCUUCUCCUCCUCAUCCUCCUCCUCCUCUUUCCCUUCUCCUGCCAGGGAAGGGGCCCCUCGGUUCAAGCUGACCCCCAGAAGCAAGUUCGGUUCCAGCGAGAGCCGGCCGAUGCACAUGUCCAAGGCCAGCCGUGCGAAGCAGCCCGUCAAGCAGAGGAGUCAGUCUGCCAGUCCUGCUCGCCGAGGCCCAGACUCCGAGAUGCCGAACGUGCAGGAGGUCCCUGACAUCGAGACAAUGAUGGAGGAAGGCGGACGGGGUGCCCUGGGGACCACGACCGAUGCCCUGGACGAGAUCCUGGCCAUCGAUGCUUCAGGCGAGGUAGUCACCGGUCAGCUAAACACUGACGCGCUGCGUUUCGACCAGAGGCCGGCGCGCUGCAGAUCAAUGGCGCUCUGGAUCCACGGGUCCAUGCGGACGCGCUCGGACAUGGAGGCCCUCGCGGGACCGGUUCCGAUCCUCCUCCAGGGGGGCGAGGGCAUCGACCAGAUCGAGUGUCUUCGAACUUCGUGGGUUCAGCGCUCGAGCUCCCACCCGACGUCUUUCUACACAUCCUUGAUGAUUGCUGCAGGGAACAGUGUGGUCCGAGGAGCGAAGAUUUUCUCCGCUGAGUUGUAGAAGUUGUGAUCUGAGCAAGUUUUGUCCAGUGGGUCUGGAUCCCGGUUGCUGCGCCGUCCUGCGGAUCCGCGCCCGUGUGCAGACCCUCGACCCGAUGUGCGUCGAGUGGAUGUCGGUGGGCGAUGCAGGGGAAGAGGCAGGACGCGAGGAGG